Triticum aestivum (bread wheat) is the source of this 1934-nucleotide messenger RNA. RefSeq names its product aspartyl protease AED3-like. Gene Ontology annotation, molecular function: aspartic-type endopeptidase activity. Lineage: Eukaryota; Viridiplantae; Streptophyta; Magnoliopsida; Poales; Poaceae. The coding region runs from base 383 to 1741 and encodes 452 amino acids. The transcript has a single exon. Gene Ontology annotation, biological process: proteolysis. The record is from RefSeq and is a predicted model, not a curated record.
UUGGUACUUGGUAGAAAGUACACUGGAGCGUGCCUUGGCCACCUAGCUGCAACAAGCACCCUUGUACCUACCAACUUUCUUUGUAGGAAUGCAAAGAUAAAGUAAGAGGCCAAACAAUCUUAACCGGCCAAAGUCAUCAGUGCAUGCAUGCACGCGGCAAAUGAUUCUUGGCCUAUACACUACUAGAAAAAAGCUUAUCAGUUUUUUUUGCUACCAGUAGCGCAGGCACAUGUGCUACUGCUACGAUGUUGCAUCUAUUUUUUAUCAGUAGCGCUUGUUUUACCCCACACUAUAUACACCUCGACGCUUCCAUGUACACCCGGCCAGCCAGCCACCUUCGUUUCUUGCUAGGAGCUGAGCUAGUGAUCGAGCAAAAGCAACCAUGUGGAUUCUAGGACUACCCACCAUCCUCGCCGUGCUCCUCUUCCCUACGUUUUGGACGGCUGCGGUCUCCGUGCACAGCUCAACGCUGCUCCUGGCACGCUCGCACUCGCUGCCGUCGCCCAGCGCCGGCGCACUGCUCACCGAAUGGGCGGCUUCCCUCGCCGCGCAGUCCGCCGCCGACGUGACACGCGUUGCCAUGCUCGCGGCGGCCGUGCCCGCCAAAGCCAAACCUAGGAGCAAAGGCCGGUCGUUCGUGCCGAUCGCGCCGGGCCGGCAGAUCCUCAGCAUCCCCAACUACGUGGCCCGCGCGCGGCUCGGCACGCCGUCGCAGACUCUCCUGGUGGCCAUCGACCCCAGCAACGACGCCGCCUGGAUCCCGUGCAGCGCCUGCAUCGGCUGCGCGCCCAAGUCGUCCCCGUCCUUCGCCCCGACGGACUCGUCCACGUACCGGCCCGUGCGGUGCGGCUCGCCGCAGUGCGCGCAGGUGCCGGGUGCCGCAUCCUGCCCUGGCGGCCCCGGCGCGUCGUGCGCGUUCAACCUGUCGUAUGGCUCGUCCACGUUCCAGGCCGUUCUCGGGCAGGACGUGCUCGCCCUUGCGGGCGGCGGCGCCGCGUCGUCCUACACGUUCGGCUGCCUCCGCGUGGUCACCGGCCGGUCCGUGCCGCCGCAAGGGCUCCUCGGCUUCGGGCGCGGGCCGCUCUCCUUCUUGUCGCAAACCAAGGACACGUACGGCUCCGUCUUCUCCUACUGCCUCCCUAGCUACAAGUCCUCCAACUUCUCCGGGACACUGAGGCUCGGCCCCGCCGGGCAGCCGAAGCGGAUCAAGACGACGCCGCUCCUCUACAACCCCCACCGCCCGACCCUGUACUACGUCGACAUGGUCGGCAUCCGCGUGGGCGGGAGGGCCGUGGCCGUGCCGGCGUGGGCGCUCGCGUCGUUCGACACGGCCACAGGCACCGGCGGCACGAUCGUGGACGCGGGUACCAUGUUCACGCGGCUCUCGCCCCCCGUGUACGCCGCGGUGCGCGACGCGUUCCGGCGCAGGGCGCGGGCGCCCGUGUCGGCGCCUCUGGGCGGGUUCGACACGUGCUACAACGUGACCGGCGGCAUGCGGGUGCCGAGCGUGACGUUCGCGUUCGCCGGCGGGGCGGGGGCGGCCGUGACACUGCCCGAGGAGAACGUGAUGAUCCACAGCUCGUGGGGCGGCGUCGCGUGCCUGGCCAUGGCGGCGGGCCCGUCGACUGGGGUGAACGCGGGGCUCAACGUGCUGGCAAGCAUGCAGCAGCAGAACCACCGCGUGCUCUUCGACGUUGCCAAUGGCCGCGUCGGGUUCUCGCGCGAGCUUUGCACGGCCUGAUUGCUAGUAUGGAUUCCCGUGCAUGUCAUCGUGUAUUAUGCCACUGGGCAGUGGGCAGUUGAGUAAUAGUAGUAGUAGUACGUUUGUAUUAUGCCAUGGCAAUUUGAGAUUUGUUUUGCGCAUGGCACUAAGAAAUGUGAAGUUGUACGUUUCUUCUCGGAGCUGUAGCCUACGACCAACGCGAGCAGGGAAC